Molecule: messenger RNA, 2802 nt
Organism: Perca fluviatilis (European perch)
Lineage: Eukaryota; Metazoa; Chordata; Actinopteri; Perciformes; Percidae
Product: low-density lipoprotein receptor-related protein 8-like
Exons: 17
Coding region: 103-2754 (883 amino acids)
Molecular function (GO): calcium ion binding; protein binding
Source: RefSeq, a predicted model, not a curated record
UCCACAGCGGAGAGGCAGGCAGCAGCGUCGCAGCGUUACAACAAGAGCGGCUUUCGGGCUUUGUUUUGUGGAUGUGAAUGAGCUCCAUCACCUACUUUAGAAAUGUGGACGGAUAUAAGGACAUUGCUACUUUUUCAUUCGUUAGUCCUGAGGAUUUAUUUCUCGGAAGCAACGGAUGAGUGUGAGGAUGGACAGUUUCAGUGCAACAACAAAAGGUGUAUACCGACAAUCUGGAGGUGCGACGACGAUGACGACUGCUCAGACAACAGUGAUGAAGAAAACUGUCCCAGGAAGACAUGUGCCCCUGCAGAGUUUGCCUGCUUAAAUGGCCAGUGUGUCCCGGGACGUUGGCGAUGCGACGGGGAGCCAGAGUGUCCCGAUGGCUCUGAUGAGGCAGAGGAGACCUGCAGCAAACAGACGUGCCCUCCAGAGAAAUUUGACUGUGGGGGAUCCACCAAUAAGUGUGUCUCGUUGUCAUGGAGAUGUGAUGGGGAGAAGGAUUGCGAGAACGGGGCUGACGAGGAGGACUGUGCGUCGGAUGCCAAAGCCUGCCCCAGCGGUGAGUUCAUGUGUGCCAACCGCAAGUGCUUGGCCAUCGUCCACGUGUGCGACGGUGACGACGACUGCGGAGACGGCAGCGAUGAGCUCAAGUGUACCUCCCCUCUGACCUGCGGGCCCAACCAUCUCCGCUGUAACACCUCGGAGUGUGUGCCGCUCAUAUGGAGCUGCGACGGAGACCCCGACUGCUCCGACAGUUCGGACGAGGGGCCGGAGCGCUGCGGCGGCGACGGGGUCUCGUAUCUGCCUAACCGCCGAACAAACUGCACUGCUGGCGAGUUUCGCUGCGCAAACGGGGAGUGUGUGCGGUUAACCUGGAAAUGUGAUGGAGAUCCAGACUGCAAGGACAAGUCUGAUGAGUCUGACUGCCCCCUGUUGACGUGCCGUCCCGAUGAGUUCCAGUGCGGUGAUGGUUCCUGCAUCCACGGCACCAAGCAGUGUAACAAGGUCCAUGACUGUCCUGACCGCAGCGAUGAAUCUGGCUGUGUCAAUGCCACCAAAUGUGAGGGACCGCUGAAGUUUCUGUGUAAGAAUGGAGAGUGCAUUGAUAGCUCCAAGGUGUGUGACUCUGUCAAGGACUGCAAGGACCGAUCAGAUGAGCCCAAGAAGGAAUGCGGGCUGAAUGAGUGUAUGAUCAACAACGGCGGCUGCUCCCAUGUCUGCAUGGACCGACCAAUCGGCUUUGAGUGCCAGUGCCCCGCUGGCUACCAGCUACUGGAUAAAAAGACUUGUGGUGACAUUGAUGAGUGUGAGAACCCUGAUGCUUGUAGCCAGAUCUGCAUCAACUACAAGGGAGAUUUUAAAUGUGAAUGCUAUGAAGGCUAUGAGAUGGACCCUGUUACUAAGACCUGCAAGGCAGAAGGGAAGAGCCCUUACUUGCUGUUCACCAACCGGCAUGAGAUCCGCCGCAUCGACCUGGUGAAGAGGGACUACAGCCAGGUGGUGUCCACCCAGAAGAACGCUGUGGCUCUGGAUCUGGACGUGGCCAACAACCGUGUCUUCUGGUGCGAUCGCUUUCACCGGAAAAUCUACAGUGCCUUCAUCCAUGAGGCCAGUGACCCCUCUCAGCAGGUGCCGCUGCUGGAAUCUCUCCUGCAUACCCCUGUGGGUCUGGCUCUGGACUGGCUCCAACACAACCUGUACUGGACCGACUCCGGCGACAAAUCCGUCUCCGUGGCCUCAGUGGACGCCACCAAGAGACGCGUCCUCAUUAACACGGACCUGAGUGAACCCCGGGCCAUAGCGCUGGAUCCCCACCACGGCUUUAUGUACUGGUCAGACUGGGGCACACGAGCCAAGAUAGAGAAGGCCGGGAUGAAUGGAGUGGACCGACAGGUGCUGGUGGCUGACAACAUUGAAUGGCCCAAUGGCAUCACGCUAGAUGUAGCCAACAGGCGUCUGUACUGGGUGGAUUCAAAGUUGCACCUUAUAGCCAGUGUGGACCUGAACGGAGCUCACCGCAGAACACACAUGUCGUCCGCAGAGAGACUGGGACACCCCUAUGCACUGGCUGUUUUUGAGGAUCGUAUCUACUGGACAGACAGAGACAAGGCGGCGGUCUUCAUGGCCAACAGGCUGACCGGACAAGACAUCCACACGCUGGCUGAAAACCUCAACGACCCCCAUGAUAUCGUGGUUUUCCACCAGCUCCGCCAGCCACAAGGCCCAGACAGCUGUAAUCUGGGCAGUGUGGCCAAUGGAGGCUGUGAGUACUUGUGUCUAAAGGCUCCACAGAUUACCGAACACUCACCCAAAUACACCUGCGCCUGCCCCGACGGGCAGGACCUGGGUCCUGAUAUGAGGGGCUGUGUGCCAGCAGCGCCAAGAAAUGACAUGACACCGACCUCUUCCCCUCCUACUGGAUUUACACCUGGCAACAGAGCGACUGUUGCGGAAGAAUUCCCUCCGCCCUCAGGGGGAGUAUCGCAGGCGGACGCCACCCCCCACUUGACCACAGCUCCCUCUGGUGCCCCCGAGCCCCUCACACCCGUCUCCACUCUUAAGCCUUUGUCGUCACAAGAGUCAAAGGCACUGGGCUCCCACUACACCGCCACCGCUAUGGUCAUCUCCACCACAGCUGCGGGGGACAGCAGCGUCUCUCAACACUCCGUGCACGCACGAUCAGUUGCUCCCCGCCUCUCUGUUUUUUCUAGGGGUGUGCAAAAAAAUGUAUUCACAUUCGAAUCGCGAUUCUAGCUCUAUCGAUUCAUAGAAUUCCAAAAAUCGAUUGAUAUUUAUUUAUUU